CACACAGCCAAAUGGCAACAUUCCAAAUCCACACUCUCAAUUACCUUCAUCUGCACUCAUUCAAACAGAGAUAAACCAGAAUAAUACUACAACCCCACUCUCAAAACUCAAAACCCCGCAAAUCAAUACAACACCAAACAAACGCUAUUACCAUUGAUUUUUCUCACACUCACUCUUCUCAACUUCAAAAACAAACGAUAUAAAUAUCUCUUAGAUCGAUCUUUCACAAGAGAUCGUUAAAAAUGCCGAUCUUCUGGAACCACAUGAAAUCAUCAUCAUCUCCGUUACUUCAACGCCUCAAACGCCAUGUCACCGGCGGCCACUUCUUACAGUCGCGAAUUUUCACGACGUUGGAAGGUCAUCGUCCUACAAUCGUCCAUAAACGUAGUCUCGAUAUUCUUCACGAUCCUUGGUUCAAUAAAGGAACAGCCUUUUCCAUGACCGAACGAGACCGCCUUGAUCUAAGAGGACUGCUUCCUCCAAAUGUUGUGUCUCCUGAUGUACAAAUUGAGCGCUUCAUGGUUGAUUUGAAAAGGCUUGAAGUUCAUGCAAGAGAUGGGCCUUCCGAUCCUAAUGCACUGGCCAUGUGGCGGAUAUUAAACCGCUUGCAUGACAGAAAUGAGACUAUGUACUAUAAAGUUUUGAUUGCUAAUAUUGAGGAAUAUGCACCAAUAGUAUAUACUCCAACAGUGGGUCUUGUAUGUCAGAACUAUAGUGGACUUUUUAGAAGGCCAAGAGGAAUGUAUUUCAGUGCUCAGGAUCGUGGGGAAAUGAUGUCCAUGGUCUAUAACUGGCCAGCUGAGCAGGUCGAUAUGAUUGUGGUUACUGAUGGGAGCAGAAUUCUGGGACUUGGAGAUCUUGGAGUACAAGGAAUUGGCAUUGCCAUUGGGAAGCUUGAUCUAUAUGUUGCUGCUGCUGGGAUAAAUCCUCAAAGGGUACUUCCUGUGAUGAUUGACGUUGGUACUAACAACAAAAAGUUACUCGAAGAUCCCUUAUAUUUAGGAUUGCAGCAGCAUCGCCUUGAUGGGGAUGACUAUCUUGCUGUUAUAGAUGAAUUCAUGGAAGCUGUCUUUACUCGCUGGCCAAAUGUGAUUGUACAGUUUGAAGAUUUUCAAAGCAAAUGGGCUUUUAAGUUAUUACAAAGGUACAGAACUACCUACCGAAUGUUUAAUGAUGAUGUGCAGGGGACAGCUGGUGUUGCAAUUGCUGGACUUCUAGGUGCUGUAAGAGCUCAAGGAAGGCCAAUGAUUGACUUCCCAAGGCAGAGGAUAGUUGUUGCCGGUGCUGGAAGUGCCGGAAUUGGCGUUCUUAAUGCGGCAAGAAAAACAAUGGCAAGGAUGCUGGGUAAUAAUGAAGUAGCUUUUCAGAGUGCAAAGAGUCAAUUUUGGGUUGUUGAUGCAAAGGGGUUAAUCACAGAAGGACGUGAAAACAUUGAUCCAGAUGCCCUUCCUUUUGCAAGAAGUUUGAAAGAAAUGGAUCGCCAAGGACUAAAGGAAGGAGCAAGUCUUGCGGAAGUGGUCAAGCAAGUGAAGCCUGAUGUCCUCCUUGGACUAUCUGCUGUUGGAGGAUUGUUCUCAACUGAGGUAUUGGAGGCCCUCAAGGGUUCAACGUCAACAAGACCAGCCAUAUUUGCCAUGUCAAAUCCAACAAAGAAUGCUGAAUGCACCCCUGAAGAAGCAUUCUCCAUUUUGGGCGAGAACAUGAUAUUUGCAAGUGGAAGUCCGUUUAGUAAUGUGGAUCUCGGAAAUGGUCAUAUUGGACACUGCAACCAGGGAAACAACAUGUACCUAUUUCCAGGCAUUGGUCUUGGAACUCUUUUGUCUGGCUCUAGGAUUGUAUCCGACGGCAUGUUACAGGCUGCUGCUGAGCGUUUGGCUGCGUAUAUGAGUGAAGAGGAGGUCCUCAAAGGGAUUAUUUUCCCUUCAAUAUCCAGGAUUCGAGAUAUUACAAAGGAGGUUGCUGCAGCUGUUAUACAAGAAGCUGUGGAAGAGGAUCUAGCAGAAGGAUAUCACGAAAUGGAUGCUCGAGAACUCCGCAAACUUAGCCCGGAUGAAAUUAAGGAAUAUGUGGUGAAUAACAUGUGGAAUCCAGAGUACCCAACAUUAGUAUACAGGAAAGAGUGAACAACCUGCAGGAUGGAAUAAACCUUACAUACUUAAAUUAUAUGAAAUUCUAAAAUAUCAUCUCAUAGCUUAUUUUGAGUUUAACAAAGAAAAGCAAAUCUUAUGAGGCAUAGUUGCAUGUAAAUGAAGUUGAUAGUAACAUGAGGUUGGUUGUAGCAUCAUAUUGAAGGACAUGUAUGGUGCAUCGUUACACUUACACCAAUUUUUAAAUGGUGUACUGGUAAAUUCAUUUUUAAUCCACUGUAAGUGUCAACACUACAAUGAAUCUGAUGACCAAUAAUUCACAAUUUUUGUUUUACAGA
Messenger RNA from Trifolium pratense (red clover), 2425 nucleotides. RefSeq names its product NAD-dependent malic enzyme 62 kDa isoform, mitochondrial-like. The coding region runs from base 243 to 2123 and encodes 626 amino acids. Lineage: Eukaryota; Viridiplantae; Streptophyta; Magnoliopsida; Fabales; Fabaceae. The transcript has 19 exons. The record is from RefSeq and is a predicted model, not a curated record. Gene Ontology annotation, cellular component: mitochondrion. Gene Ontology annotation, biological process: malate metabolic process; pyruvate metabolic process. Gene Ontology annotation, molecular function: malate dehydrogenase (decarboxylating) (NAD+) activity; NAD binding.